Messenger RNA from Zingiber officinale, 1911 nucleotides. RefSeq lists its product as uncharacterized. The record is from RefSeq and is a predicted model, not a curated record. The coding region runs from base 253 to 1647 and encodes 464 amino acids. The transcript is spliced from 12 exons. Lineage: Eukaryota; Viridiplantae; Streptophyta; Magnoliopsida; Zingiberales; Zingiberaceae.
UUCUGCGAGAGGAUUCAACAAGGAUCAUUCGAUUGAUCUCCGGAGGAAACAGCGGCAAACCAGAGAAACUACAAACUAGCAGUGGCAGUAGGCGGCGGAGGAUUCGCCGGAGAUAAUCCGAUCGCUCUCCAGAGGAAACAGCGGCAAGCUAGAGAAGCCACACACUAGCAGUGUCAGUGACAGAGCGAAGACAGGUUGGAGGAGAGAGGGGGGAGGGUGAAGCACUGGUUGUAACAGUAGCGCAACAGAAGGAUGGAAGCAAAGGAGCCUCUUGAUUUUGAGAAGGAAGACCAGCUUCUGAAUGCUACCCCUCGUAAAAGGAGAAAGGUUAUUGGUUUGGAUGAUCUUCUUACCGAUUAUUAUGAAGCGAUAAAUAAAGUUGUAGAUUGCAAGCCCAAGAAUAAGUCUUUCUGUAAAGGAUAUAAUUCAGAUGAAGAUGAAAAAACUCAAAGAAAGAAAGAGAGAAUGCUAUCUAAGUUUGUGGAGAACUGCGAGAAACAGGUCAAUGAGAUGAAUACGGAAGAUGAAAUUCCAUUAUGGAAUCAAAGACUUUUUGGACAACAGAAGUCUCCACCAUUAUUUGAAUCCAUGAGUUUGUCAAAUUGUCAACUUCUGCAGUUCCCAUCAGUAGGCGAUCUUGAUUCAGUUUUUCAAUGUAAUGCAGGGCAAGAAGAAUGCUUCCUCGAAGGAUUGUUGGUGAAUAGAUGGCUAGCUAAAUUGACUUUCAUAUCUGGCCAUGUGGAAGACUCUGUGGCAAAUUGGGUGUUCCACAAAUUGCUAUAUUCUCCAAACGAGGACAUAGAAGAUGCUGCUUGUGAGUUCUGGUGUGAUAUUCUUCUAUCUAAAGAUGAGGCUGAUAAACCACUUGUAUCACUGGGAUGGUUUCCUAACUAUCACAAACUAAUGGAAGCUCUGGAAAGCUAUGGAUAUAUGGCCGAUAUGUUUGAUAGUCAUUUGACAUCUUCGAAAGAAGCCCAACCAGCAGAUUGUCUUGAAGGACCACCUCGAAAUAUUAGUUCCUGGAUUAAAUUUUUGUGUUUGUGUUGUCAGAUAAGGAGUUAUCACCAAUCUAUCUUCUCUAAGUCAGAAGCAGAGGAACUCCUUAGUAUAAUUAUUCACCUUGUGUUGGAUCGCCAACUUCAGGGCUUGUUACUGACUUUAAAUGAGUGCAUGCAAUCCAUGAUUGGAUAUUUUCGAGAGGAUGAGUGGGAUGCUAGUUGUGAAAAAGUAGCUCGGUCUGUUGUUUCCAGAAUCCCAAAUGAUAUAAACUCUUUAAGGAUCUUAGAAUGCAUAUCUGUUACUAACAACCGUAGCAAGCAUCUCAGAAGUCAAAUCGCCCUUCAAUUCCUUAUACUACACUUUGGCGAAAAGGUGAAUAGCCAUAGAGAAGUUCUGGAGUUCCUUUUGUCUGUCAAUAUGAAGGAAAAAGGCUGUGAUUUCCUCAAGAUAUACAUCUAUUUGGUUUUAGUAGAGAAUUCGCUCUUGUGUCAUCCUCCGCGUGAAGAUCUUGUACUUACCGACCUGUGGUGCAAAUAUUUGCAAAACUGCUCGACCCAAAUCACAAGCACAGAUUGGAGAUCAUAUGCAUCAAAGGUUCGAAGUAAAGCCUCAUACAUAUUGCAAAGCACCACACAAAGAAAUUGCUGAUCAUGUAUGCAGAAUUUGUUGGACAUGAAGGCGAAAGCUAUGAUCUUUAUACAGAUGUGUUUUGUUUGUUUUUUUGCUUUUUGGUUUUGGCCAUUUUUGUUGCCUUAUUUCAUAUCAAAAUCAUGUCACUUCUUAUUUUGCAAGACAAACAAAUAGCAUGGUUGUGAUCAGUUAGAGUAGUUGGUUGAAAAUUUUGAUGUUUAAUGGAUAACCUUGGGGUUUUAUCCAUGAAAGCAAAUGGCAAUUGAGGAUGAUUUUGGACGA